Molecule: messenger RNA, 2553 nt
Organism: Danaus chrysippus (African queen)
Lineage: Eukaryota; Metazoa; Arthropoda; Insecta; Lepidoptera; Nymphalidae
Source: the annotation of a GenBank genome assembly
AUGUCUACUCCUUCAAAGCGCCCUUCUUCUCGGGCAUCAUCUGAAGCUCCCACACCAUCACGUCGAACAAGGUCUUCGCAACAACUUGUUGUUCCGGAAACUCCCCAGAGAUCAUCAGGAACACCUUUAAAAGAUGGAACUCCUGGGACUCCACGUCGGACGCCGCGAACGCCGAGCCAAGCCCCCGGCACAUCCCCCGCUAGACCUUUACCUUCCAGUCCUCUUGGUACUGAUAUAGAAAUGAGUUCUCCUUUGAACUAUGGUACUCCAAGUUCUCUCAGUACACCGAGGUCAUUGCUUAGAGGUGCAAUGACCCCGGCCAGGCAGCGGGCUGACCUUAGAGGCAAUCAGGCUGGUCCUAAUGUACCAGCACCCACGCCGAGUUCACAGACAGUAACAGGUGAAGUAGAUAAUGCGAGUGAACCGCAAUUAGUAGUUUGGGGAACAGAUGUAGCUAUAGCAGAAUGCAGGGAGAAGUUCAUUAAGUUCAUACAAAGAUUUGUUGAACCCGACGCACUUACUACAGAACCACUGUAUGAGUUGAAAUUGGAAGAGAUUCAUACAUUGGAAGAGCCGUUUUUGGAUGUGGACUGUGAUCAUGUCAAAAUAUUCGAUUCUAAACUACACAGACAGCUUAUAUGUUAUCCUCAGGAGGUGAUUCCAGCAUUUGAUGCAGCGGUAAAUGAACUUUUCUUUGAGAAGUAUCCGGCAGCUGUUUUAGAACAUCAAAUACAAGUGCGGCCGUUUAAUGCGCCGCAGAGGAAUAUGAGAGAUUUAAACCCUGAAGAUAUCGAUCAGCUAGUAACGAUAUCCGGCAUGGUGAUCCGUACAUCCGGUAUUGUUCCGGAGAUGAGGGAGGCCUAUUUCCGGUGCGCGGUGUGUGGGGCUGCGGUCGCUGGGGAGCUCCAGAGGGGCAGAGUACCCGAGCCAGCGCACUGUGGACAUUGUAACACGGCACAUAGCUUCCAGCUCGUACACAAUAGAUCACACUUCAGUGAUAAACAGCUGGUGAAAUUACAGGAGGCGCCAGACGACAUGCCGGCCGGUCGUACACCAGCCACAGUCACCAUCCUAGCUCACGGGUCACUGGUGGAGCGUGCCGGCGCGGGCGAGCGUGUGGCAGUCACCGGUGUAUUCAGAGCCGCGCCCGCAGCAGUCAACGUGCGGCGCGCCACUCUGCGGGCCUUACACCGGACGCACAUAGACGCGCUGCACUAUAGGAAAGUGCAUCACGACCGGCUGCAUGAAAUGGAGGACGGCAAGGAGCAUCAGUUUCCUCCAGAGCGCGUGGAGUUGUUCAAAGCGCUUGCGUCACAGCCAGAUUGUUACGAACGUCUCGCUCGAGCCAUCGCGCCCUCUAUAUACGAAAACCUUGACAUUAAGAAAGGUGUGCUGCUACAACUACUGGGAGGGACCAAGAAGAACUUUAAUGCAGCGGGACGGACGCACUUUAGAUCUGAAAUCAACAUCCUAUUAUGUGGUGACCCCGGUACCAGUAAGUCUCAGUUGCUCCGCUGGGUGCACGACCUGGUGCCUCGCGCUCAGUACACGUCGGGGCGGGGCUCCUCGGCCGUGGGGCUCACCGCUUACGUCACUAAGGACCCCGACACACGGCAACUGGUGUUACAGACCGGUGCGUUAGUGCUGGCUGAUAACGGUAUCUGCUGUAUCGAUGAAUUCGAUAAAAUGAAUGACUCGACACGGAGUGUGCUGCAUGAGGUGAUGGAGCAGCAGACACUAUCCAUAGCCAAGGCGGGCAUCAUCUGCCAGCUGAACGCCCGCACGUGCAUCCUGGCCGCAGCCAACCCCGCCGAGUCGCAGUGGAACAAGAACAAGACCAUCGUGGAGAACGUGCAGCUACCACACACGCUCAUGUCCAGGUUCGACCUCAUCUUCCUAGUGUUAGAUCCUCAGGACGAGGUGUUCGACCGUCGCCUCGCCUCUCAUCUCGUGUCAUUGUAUUUCAAAGAUCCCGCCGUCGUUACUGAGGACGAAGAUUGUGUUAACAUGAGUCUAAUGCGUGACUACAUCGCCUUUGCUAAAGAACACGUCCAACCGGUGUUGAGUGAAGCGGCGCAACAGAGACUCAUUGACUCAUACGUUGACAUGAGACGUGUGGGCAGUGGUCGCGGUCAAAUCUCCGCCUACCCUCGCCAGCUUGAGUCUCUAAUCCGUUUGUCAGAGGCGCACGCUCGUGUGAGGUUGUCUCCUACUGUGGAAGUCAAAGAUGUUGAUGAAGCAGCUCGUUUACAUCGCGAAGCCCUGAAGCAAUCAGCGACUGACCCAGCGUCCGGCCGUAUAGACGUGGCCAUACUGACGACCGGGCUGGGCGCCGCCGCGAGGAGACGCAGGGCGGACCUAGUGUCGGCCUUAAGGGAACUCAUCAAGAACUACCCGCGACCUCACACACUCACACAUGCCAAGAUACUACAGGAGAUAAACACUACCUCGCAGAUUACUGUGUCACGUGACCAGUUAGACGAGGCCCUCCGAGAUUUGCAAGACGAAGGAAAAGUUGUUAUAGUGAGCCACACGCACCUGAGAAUAUGUUGA